AUGCUCUACGAGUAUCAGAAGGAACACCGAUCUUUCAAUUUUCAUGGAAACCGAGAUCGUGGUAAGUACCACAAGAAUGAAGGAAGACCUCGAGAGAACAGACAACAAUAUGGAGAUCCAAUGCAAUUGGAUGCAACAUUCAAGAACAAACUACCUAAGGAAGAUGUAGAACGAAGAUGCAAGGACAAACUCUGCUUCGAAUGCGGCAAACCAGGACAUCGAGCCAGAGACUGUCGAAGCAAGAAAUCAUCAGGAAGAGAUUACCACAAGAAGUUCGGCAAGGGCCAAAUUAAUGCAACCUUUACACCUCAGCUAUGUGCAAUAGAUUCUAUUGGAUCUGAGGAAGUCCGUUGUAUAGGCCACGAAGAGUUCAAAAAACUACUGGAUGAACUACCCAGAAACGAAGAAGGCUUGAACGCGAUAGAUUUCUGGGAACAAGGGUAUUUGCGAACCCCCUCCCCAUCGUUAAUUGAGGAAAAGCCGGAGGAAGGAUUAACGGCCGAGCACGCUGCCAUCAGUUGGACGGCCUGCUACGAUGAAUCCUGCAAAAUUCACCUAUCAGAUAAGGAAGCCACAGGAUGGUUCCCCCAAAGGAAAGCAGGAAGACCCUGCAAGAAGGGAAGGUCAGAAGAAAUAUCGUCACAUGGUCCCGGAUUGGAUGGAAAGAUUUCGCAGGAGACUCGCCCUUUGCGGAUGAGUAUAACCCAGCACAAGGAGGUUAUCCAGUUCGAUGUUGUUCCACUAGGGAAUCAACAGAUCAUUCUGGGAAUGCCAUGGUUGAAAACACGCAACCCCCAGAUUUAUUGGUCUUUGGAAACUAUAUCAUUUCCAAAGAAAAGCGAUCAACGAGAUGCGCUAGAGCCUGCGAGGCUGAACACACGCGGUGGAGAACUGAAGGCGAACAGCACCACUGACGUAGGACGCCCAGUCCAGGGUCCUCCAUUAACGGCGAAGGAAGUUGAACCUCCCGUACGAAUGAAGAAUGAGCAGAAGAAGUUGCUUGAAACCACCCCUGUAAGGAAACAGGACGAAACGCCAAUACCGGUACAGUACCAGAAGUACAAGAAACUAUUCGAAGAAAGAAAAGGCCAUGAAGCUUUACCAGAACACAAGCCAUGGGAUCACGAGAUAGUAUUGGAGGAAGGCAAGAUGCCUCCUUUCGGAUCAAUCUAUCCAAUGUCAGUCUUUGACCUAGGGACGCUUAGGUAUUACAUUGGCGACGCACUAGAAAAGGGAUGGAUCAGAGAAUCCACCUCACAGGCAGCUAGCCCUGUGUUAUUUGUACCAAAGAAGGAUGGUACUAGGAGACUUUGCGUAGAUUACCGCAAGCUCAAUGGUAUAACGAUCAAAGAUCGUUACCCACUUCCAUUAGCUACGGAACUAAGGGAUCGAUUGGGAAAAGCCAAGAUUUUCUCCAAGUUUGAUCUACGAAACGGAUUCCACCCAAGCAGAAUAAAGGAAGGUGAGGAAUGGAAAACCGUAUUCAGGACUCGAUACGGAUUAUACGAGUAUCAGGUUAUGCCAUUCGGAUUGACAAACGCACCAGCAACAUGUAUGCGCUUAGUCAACAAUGUAUUAAGGAAGUACCUAGAUAUAUGCUGUAUAUGCUAUCUAGAUGAUAUUUUGGUAUUCCCGGAAACAGAAGAACAACAAAUUAAAGAAGUUCAUAAGGUUCUGCAGCAUCUGGAGGAGGCAGAUCUCCAAUGUAAACCCAGCAAGUGCGGGUUCCAUGUCACGGAAACAGAGUUUUUAGGCUACACCAUAUUCUCCGGAGGUCUCAAGAUGAGUCCUAACAAGGUAAAAGCGGUUAUGGAAUGGGAACCCCAAACCAGCGUGAAGGAAGUACAGUCCUUCCUGGGAUUCGCCAAUUUUUAUCGACGAUUCAUCAAGAACUACUCAAAGAUAGCCGCUCCAAUGACGGAGAUCACCAAGAAAAGUCAAGGGGAAUUCCGAUGGGCAGAAACAGCGCAAGAAGCAUUCGAACGCCUCAAGGAAGCAUUCGCAGGAGAACCAGUUCUCAGAGAAUUUGACCCGUAA
Messenger RNA from Sclerotinia sclerotiorum 1980 UF-70, 2037 nucleotides. RefSeq lists its product as hypothetical. The transcript is spliced from 2 exons. Gene Ontology annotation, molecular function: zinc ion binding; nucleic acid binding. Lineage: Eukaryota; Fungi; Ascomycota; Leotiomycetes; Helotiales; Sclerotiniaceae. The coding region runs from base 1 to 2037 and encodes 678 amino acids. The record is from RefSeq and is a predicted model, not a curated record.